This is a messenger RNA of Equus quagga, 943 nucleotides long. It is a transcript of the gene PAFAH1B3, whose product is annotated as platelet activating factor acetylhydrolase 1b catalytic subunit 3. Lineage: Eukaryota; Metazoa; Chordata; Mammalia; Perissodactyla; Equidae. The transcript has 6 exons. Bases 213 to 908 code for a protein of 231 amino acids. The record is from RefSeq and is a predicted model, not a curated record.
CAUCCCCCCGGUGUCCGGGUGCACCAGCCGCCGCCGUUGCCGGGGAGUCGGUGGCUCCGGCGGGAAGCGCCGGACGAGCCCACUGCGCGGCCGCUGUGGGGGAAGCAAGAGCUCCCAAUUCCACCUCCCCUCCUAAGUGAAGGUUUCCGCCCCUCUGGAGAGGAGGCGGUGCCCGGAUCGGCCAUCGUCCUCUGCUGAACAGCGGCGCCAAGAUGAGCGGAGAGGAGAAUCCAGCCAGCAAGCCCACGCCAGUGCAGGACGUGCAGGGCGACGGGCGCUGGAUGUCCCUGCACCAUCGGUUCGUGGCCGACAGCAAAGAUAAGGAGCCUGAAGUCGUCUUCAUUGGGGACUCCUUGGUCCAGCUAAUGCACCAGUGCGAGAUCUGGCGGGAGCUCUUCUCUCCUCUGCAUGCACUUAACUUUGGCAUUGGUGGUGACAGCACGCAGCAUGUGCUGUGGCGACUGGAGAACGGGGAGCUGGAACACAUCCGGCCCAAGAUUGUGGUCGUCUGGGUGGGUACCAACAACCACGGGCACACAGCAGAGCAGGUGACUGGUGGCAUCAAGGCCAUCGUGCAACUGGUGAACCAGCGGCAGCCCCAGGCCCGGGUCGUGGUGCUGGGCCUGCUACCAAGGGGCCAGCACCCUAACCCACUCCGUGAGAAAAACCGACGGGUAAACGAGCUGGUACGGGCAGCAUUGGCUGGCCACCCACGGGCCCACUUCCUGGAUGCCGACCCUGGCUUUGUACACUCAGAUGGCACCAUCAGCCACCAUGACAUGUAUGACUACCUGCAUCUGAGCCGCCUGGGCUACACACCGGUCUGCCGGGCCCUCCACUCCCUGCUUCUGCGUCUGCUGGCCCAAGACCAGGGCCAGGGUGUCCCCUUGCCAGAGGCCACACCCUAAGCAUCCAUAUUCCCACAUUAAAUUCUUGCUUCUCA